Molecule: messenger RNA, 1705 nt
Organism: Procambarus clarkii (red swamp crayfish)
Lineage: Eukaryota; Metazoa; Arthropoda; Malacostraca; Decapoda; Cambaridae
Source: RefSeq, a predicted model, not a curated record
AUGCAGUGUGCCUCCACCAACAGCCGCGCCGUGCUGGGCAACCGAGACGUGGUGGGCACGACGCCCUGGUGGUCCGUGUGGAGCCAUGACUUCUGGGGCAACCCGCUCUCCCGCCGGGGCUCUCACGGCUCCUGGAGGCCGCUCACCACCCUCUCCUUCAGGAUGAAUGUGGUGCUGGCCCGCGCUCUCACCCGCGACUACGACCUGCCGGGGGGCGAGGGCGGCCCCUCGGCAGUGCCACCCCCGCCCACAGUGCCGCCCGCGCCCCCCACACUGCCGCCCUCAUCAGUGCCAAGCCCGGCUGUGCCUUCCCUCACUCCCUCGCUCAAAGCCGGCUUCUCGGCUUCCACCUUCCACGUGGUCAAUGUGCUCCUACACGCUGCCGUCACCGCCGCCUACGUGGGCGUGUUGCAGUGCGUCGGAGUAGGGGCGUGGGCGUGCCUUGGGGCCGGGUCACUCUUCGCCGCCCACCCCGUGCACGUGGAAGCCGUGGCGGGCGUGGUAGGACGGGCGGAGCUCCUAGCCGCCCUCGCCUUCUGCCUCGCCCUGGCCGCCUACAUCAGGUAUCUCCGUGGGCGUGCCACGGGGCGGGCGUGGGCGCGGAGACUCGGCAACUGCGGCCACGGGUGCGUGUGCUGGGAGGACAACCACGCCUCUAAAGCCCUCCCCUGCGCCACCAUCUGCUGGGGCUCCAAGGGCAGAUGGGCGGUGCCGUCGUGGGCGUGGCUGGUGCUGAGCGUGGCAGGCGCGGGCGUGGCCAUGGCCUGCAAGGAGCAGGGCGUCACGGCCCUGGGAGUAGGUCUACUGCUGCAGGCCGCCGCUGUCCUCACUAUCACGCCCAGGAAUAAGUCUGUGGUGCAGGCGCUGGUGCGGGAGCUGUGGCCGGGUAGCGUGAGCACUCUGGCGCUGGUGUGGGCGCGUGUCAGCCUCGCCCCCCACACGCCCACCUUCACCCACGCCGACAACCCGGCCGCCCACGCCCCCUCGGUGCUGACCCGCGCCCUCAGCAUCGCCCGAGGGUGGGCGGUGCACGGGCGGCUCCUGGUGUGGCCUGCCACCCUCUCCUUCGACUGGUCGAUGGGCUCCGUGCCUCUGGUCACGUGCCUGAGCGACCCUGCCAACCUGGAGACUGCCGUGCUGCUGGCGUCCGUGGCGGCCGUGGCUGGCACGGCUGCCACGGCCUGCUGGAGGGCGCGCCACCACCUCACCCUCACCACAAAGAUGUACACAUAUCACAGCCAGCACGCCUACCACGACGUGCUCAACAACAACGUGCAGCACGGCGACGUGCCGUACCCGGCGUACCCACUCCGCCGCCCGCCGUGCUGGCACCCGAGUCCCCUGGUGCUGGUGCUGGCGUGGGGCCUGCUCGUCCUGCCCUUCCUCCCGGCCUCCAACCUGGCCGCCUACGUGGGCUUCGUGGUGGCCGAGCGAGUGCUGUACCUCCCCUCCAUGGGCGCCUGUCUCCUGGUGGCACUGGGGUGCCAGUCUCUCUGGCGCGCCACAACCACACCCAAAUGGCAUCGAACAGGCGAGUCACGCAGUAAAAGCAGAGUGUGCAGGAGUCGCGGGUGGCGUGCGGUGGUGGCGGGGGCGUGUGUGGGCCUCCUGCUCCUCCUGGCCGCCAGGACUGUCAGAAGAAACCAAGACUGGCAGAGCGACGAGGCCCUCUACCGCGCCGGUGUCACCGUCAAUCCACCCAAGG